Molecule: messenger RNA, 3235 nt
Organism: Beta vulgaris subsp. vulgaris (sugar beet)
Lineage: Eukaryota; Viridiplantae; Streptophyta; Magnoliopsida; Caryophyllales; Amaranthaceae
Product: receptor-like protein kinase ANXUR1
Exons: 1
Coding region: 439-3036 (865 amino acids)
Biological process (GO): protein autophosphorylation
Cellular component (GO): plasmodesma; plasma membrane
Molecular function (GO): transmembrane receptor protein tyrosine kinase activity; ATP binding
Source: RefSeq, a predicted model, not a curated record
CCAAAAAAAGAAAAAGGGAUGAUUCAUCACCUUGUUGUAAGCCAAAACCAACGGUGUUAUCACAAAAAUAUCUUCCCUCCCUUUCGCUUGGUCAAGAUUUUUUGAUUCACCAAGUUAGCAUGUGUAAGACAGAGAUAGACAAAGAAAAGAUAAUUUCUUGUCUCAUACAAAUCACCUCUUCCAUUGACAAAACAAGCUAAUGGCUUGAUUUUCGCAUAUCUUUUUUAUCAUCUCUCAAUUAGAAAAAUAAAUAAAAAUAAGAAAAAAAAAAAUCUGAAGCUACCCACUAAAAAAAAAUUAAAAACAGAAGUGACAUUAUAGUUUUUCUUGUUAGGCGUACAGGGAAAAUAAGCAUCGUUUAAGAAAAUUAUUAACUGAAUUUUUCCUGUACGCCCCCUACAUAUAUAUAUAUUUCUUCUGUAAUCUACAUGUGCAAGCAUGCAUAUUGAUUGCCAUUUAAUGUAUUUGUUCAUUUUUGAAUUUCUCCUCCUCUUCAACAUGAUCAAAGUUUCAUUAUCUGACCCUAAUGUUGCAAUAGCCAUAGAUUGUGGAGCAACAGGUCAAGGUAAGGAUGGUGAUGGCAGGCAAUGGGAUACAGAUAAUAAGUACCUUCCAUCUCAAGGAAAUUCUCAAAGUGUUAAAGCACAGUUUCAAGAUCCAUCCCUUCCAUCAGAGAUUCCUUAUAUGAGUGCAAGGAUAAGUAACUCAGAAAUGGCUUACAAGUUUCCUAUAAACUCUACAUCACGGUAUUUCCUACGGCUCCAUUUUUACCCAACAUCCUACAACUCUUUCAGCAUUAGUAACUCUUAUUUCUCGGUUACAGCCGCUGGUUUUACCCUUCUUAACAAUUUUAGUGCUUCCGUCACGGCGGAGGCCUUAACUCAAGCUUACAUAAUAAAGGAAUAUUCCCUUGCUCCUCUAGAUGAUGGGGUGGAUACAUUAGAUGUUGUUUUCAAGCCAUCAGAUAAGCAUGCUGGGUCAUUUGCAUUUAUAAAUGCUAUUGAGUUGGUUCCUACCCCUAAUAUAUUAGAUUCAGCUGUAUUGGUGGGUUUCUCUGAUCAAUCUUUAGAUGGAAAGACCGCAACAGUUGAGACAAUUGCAAGGUUGAAUGUAGGUGGAAAUUACAUUCCUCCUACAAAUGAUUCUGGCUUGCUUAGGACAUGGUAUGAUGAUACACCUUAUAUUUUUGGUGGUGGAUCAGGUGUUACCUCCGAAGAUAAUGAAACUGUUGGGGUAGACUAUCGUGACAUGCCGAAAUAUAUUGCACCAGGAGAUGUUUAUGAUACAUGGAGAUCUAUGGGUCCUGACCCUAAUGUUACUUUGAAUUUCAACCUUACGUGGGAGUUCUCCGUGGAUCCAACCUUCACCUACAUCAUAAGACUACACUUUUGUGAGCACAUUUAUACCAAGGUAAACCAAAGAUUAUUCGACAUAUUCAUAAACAACCAAACAGCAACUCCAAGUGGUGCAGAUGUAAUAGCAUGGACUGGAUCUAAGGAUGUCCCUGUGUAUAAGGAUUUUGCUGUAAAUGUCCAAGGUGGGGAAGGACAACAACAACAACUUUUGGUAGCGCUUCACCCAAGAGAAGCAGAAAAGCCAGAGUUCUAUGAUGCCAUCCUUAAUGGGAUGGAGGUUUUUAAGGUGAGUGAUGGAAAUAAAAAGUUGGCAGGUCCUAACCCAACUCUGUCAGAGGCAUUAGUUAAGGCUGAGAAGGAGAAAAGGGAGAAUUUCACUAAAGAUAAGUCUAACAUUAAUGUGAUUGGGGCUGCUAGCGGGGUCGCGGCAGCCUUUGGGCUAGCCACUGUAUUUGCUGUUGUGCUUUAUAAGAAAAAGAGCAGGAUGCCUAGAAGCAAGUCAGGAACAUCUAGUUGGUUACCUUUAUAUGGUAACUCCCAAACAUCUGGGAUGAAAUCAACUAUAGGAGGAAGUAGUGUUGCAAGUGCUCAACUUUCAACUGAGGCAGCUGCUAAUUGUCGACACUUUACCUUAGCUGAAAUAAGGAAGGCCACUAAAAACUUCGAUGAGUCAAAUGUCAUUGGUGUUGGAGGUUUUGGAAAGGUCUAUAAAGGAGUGAUUGAUGGAAGCUUGAAGGUAGCUGUCAAAAAGUCGAAUCCAUCAUCAGAGCAAGGUGUUAAUGAGUUUGUUACUGAGAUAGAGAUGCUUUCGAAACUUAGACAUAAACAUUUAGUCUCUCUUAUUGGAUAUUGUGAAGAGAAUGGAGAAAUGGCUUUGGUAUAUGAUUUCAUGGCACAUGGUACUUUAAGAGAGCAUCUUUACAAGGGAAAUAAGAUAAAUCUAACUUGGAAACAAAGACUUGAGAUGCUAAUAGGUGCUGCAAAGGGACUACAUUAUCUUCAUACUGGAGCGAAAUACACCAUUAUCCAUAGAGAUGUGAAGACCACUAAUAUUCUUUUGGAUGAGAAUUGGGUUGCUAAGAUAUCUGAUUUUGGUUUAUCAAAGACAGGACCUGAAACAAACCAACACCAUGUUAGCACAGUGGUGAAAGGUAGUUUUGGUUACUUAGAUCCUGAGUACUUUAGAAGACAACAACUGACAGAAAAAUCAGAUGUGUACUCCUUUGGGGUUGUCCUCUUUGAGAUUUUGUGUGCUCGCCCGGCUCUUAACCCCAGCCUUCCAAAAGAGCAAGUCAGUUUGGCAGAUUGGGCACGAAGCUCAGUUCGAAAGGGAAACAUAGAUGAAAUCAUUGACACUCACAUUAAGGGGACGAUAAAGCCAGAAUGCUUAAAGAAAUUUGUAGAUACUGCAUUUAAGUGCUUGUCUGAUCAUGGAAUUGACAGACCCUCAAUGAGUGACUUACUAUGGAAUCUUGAGUUUUCUCUUCAACUUCAAGAAACUGAGGAUGGUCCUAAAACUUCUUCAAGUGGGAGGAGUAAUGUAAAUGAUAACAUAAACAUGCACUUGAGUACUCUAAAUCUACAAGAUGAUGAAGACUACUCUACAUUAGCAUCUUCAUCUACUGAUCAAAACUCUAGCACGGCAAUAUUUUCCCAAAUUGUCCAUCAAACAGGUCGAUGAGUAAGUAUAAUCAUGUAAACUUUGUAAACACGAUCUCAAGGAUUGAUCUAAAUUAUAUAUUCAGAUGAUGUUAAUUUUAUAACUAAGAUGGUUGCUACUGAGAGCAUAACUUUGGAUACGUUGUCUAUAUUUGUGUUUUUUUUCGUGUAAUUAGUUUGUUUUUGAUAUCUUUGUAUUUAUCAUCCUAUUUCAAACUUCA